Messenger RNA from Closterium sp. NIES-65, 537 nucleotides. The record is from the annotation of a GenBank genome assembly. NCBI's taxonomy places the organism in Eukaryota, Viridiplantae, Streptophyta, Zygnematophyceae, Desmidiales, Closteriaceae.
AUGCCAGGCGUCAUCAAGGCGGGAGAAGCAGCGGUGCUAGCGAUCACCACCCCCAGACCUCCCACGCUGAGCAAGCCACUCACGAAGCUGCUGGGUCGUCUGGGGACUCUGCUGCUGCUGCUGCCUCUGACCAGCCCCCGUGCCUCCACCCCGACCGCCACCUCCACCGCCACCACCUCCCCGGCCGCCACCGCUGCUGCCACUGCCGCCGCCACCGCCGCUGCCACCCCCUCUGCCACCACCGCCUCCACCGCCACUACCGACGCUACCAGUCCCGCCAGCACUCCCGCCGCCACUCCCCCCGCCACCUCCUCCUCCUCCACCGCCUCCACCACCACCCCGCCCGGUGUCACCUCCGCUACUCUUGGCUCCCUUGCCCUUACCGCUUCGGCGCCUCCCACUAGGAGCAGAAGCAGCACCAACAGACUCAGCACCAAGGUAGUCAACAGUAGCGGCAGUAGCGUAGGAGGGGGCAAGGGGAGAGGGAGAGCACCCCUCAAAGAUGGGGGUGCGAGGAGCGCCACGAGAAGCACCUAG